This is a messenger RNA of Paraphaeosphaeria sporulosa, 1769 nucleotides long. RefSeq names its product alpha-L RNA-binding motif-containing protein. Gene Ontology annotation, biological process: positive regulation of translational fidelity. The transcript has 3 exons. NCBI's taxonomy places the organism in Eukaryota, Fungi, Ascomycota, Dothideomycetes, Pleosporales, Didymosphaeriaceae. Gene Ontology annotation, molecular function: structural constituent of ribosome; rRNA binding. The record is from RefSeq and is a predicted model, not a curated record. Gene Ontology annotation, cellular component: mitochondrial small ribosomal subunit. Bases 394 to 1638 code for a protein of 414 amino acids.
CCUCCUUGUCGCCAGACUCUGCGCUGGCAGUGGUCUCGGGCUUUGCGACAGUCUCGGUAGACUCGUUGCUCUUGGAGACCUCGGCGGGGUUGGUCGCGGGCGCCUCGGCGGCAGGCUGAGUGUCGGCCAUGUUUGCUGCAGUGCAGCUGUAUAUGUACGAUUGAAAUGUGACUGCGCAACCUUGUGAGUAUGCGCGCAAAGAUAUUCGACAAAGGUGCGAGUAGGUGGGGAGCAGAUUGACUUUUCGCGCAACGCUAGCGGGGGUAGCUCUUGCCUGUCGAAGUUUUAGCAUGGUCCGUGCGGCCAUUGAGCGCGUCCAUGUCCCGUAUCGUCGAAGGGCGAACGUACGCCCUUCGACUCUUCCUAUUGUCCACCCAUUGACCACCGCCCACCAUGAGGAAGAAGCCGAGAUUCCAUUCGCUGAAGAAGCUGAAAGUCAGGCAGGAUUGGUCACGCUGGUCGCUAUACAGCAUAUCACAAUUGAGGGCCCCGAACACAGGAGCGAAGACAUACUUCCAGCAGAAAUGGAAGGCCAAGUCCGACACGCGUGCGUAUCACGGCGAGCAGAUCCGGGAGAAGAAGUGGAAGCGUCUGUUCAGGAGAAACCUACCCGCCGUGGUGCCGAUGGAUCACAGAUACUUGGCUAGAUAUGAUGGCUCAGAACAGGCUGCCGGACGAGGUGCUGGUGCGGAUUCAAGCGACAAGGAGCGAACACCAAUGCAGACGCCGUACAUGCAGAUGGCAUACUACCCCAUCGAGCGACGACUGGACACAGCCAUCUUCAGGGCACUCUUCGCAAGUAGUGUGCGCCAGGCGAGACAAUUCGUCGUCCAUGGCUUGGUCAAAGUCAACGGAAAGAAGAUGCCAUACCCCGGAUACAUGCUCAAUCCGGGCGACAUGUUCCAAGUCGAGCCCUCUUCCGUGAUGUUCGCCACCGGUGCCCGGAAAGAGCGGUCCUCGACCGCCCGAAAGAUCGCCAAAGAAAAGGCCGCCGAGCGCGCCAAAGCCCGCGAAGAGAACCCAGCGGCGGCCCACAACCCCAAGGAGAAAACCAGCACCGUUGCCAGCCGCGACGAGCCCACACCCAAAGAACUCAAAGAGCACAUGCAGUCCCUCAUGCUCGACGUCGAGAACGUCCUUGCGGAAGAUGUCGGCGCAAAAGACAAGCAAAAGUUCCGUGCCUUCCGCCAGACUGUCCGCAAGGCCGUCAGCCUCUGGGGCAAGGCCACGCCUGAAACCGUAUCCACGCUAGACACUCAGUUCGCGUUUCUUAAAGACGCACUGAACGCCCGUCGCGCCGAGCUGGCGCCCACUGCCGAGGAGGAGCCUACCCCGAUGAUGUCCCCCGAGGACCAAAAGAAGCUGAGCGACGCGUUUGAGAAGCUCAAGCUUGAGCACGACCACAUCUCCACAUGGAACAAGCGCGAUGCGUCCGCGCCAUAUGCGACGCCCUGGCGGCCAAGGGACUACAUGCCUGCGUUUGCGUUUAUACCACGGUACCUGGAGGUCAAUCAGAAUGUGUGUGCGGCGGUGUAUCUGCGGCACCCUGUUGCGCGGCCGGGUCUUGCGGAGGUCCCGACGCCGUUCCAUAUCGAGACUGGACAGCUGGCGUUCAACUGGUAUUUGCGGAGGCGGUAAAGACAGGCAAGGACUUUUGGUGCGCUAUAGCAUACGUGUAGAUAUCGCUUCAAGAGCGAGCUUUUGUAUAUUAUUGUACUGGACAAACAAUAGACACAGCAUUUGGAGACACAUAAGGAUGGCACUCGUUC